AUGGCGCCAAAUGCCCUUGACAGCACUGCAAAAAGCUAUAAAAGGACCAAGUCACCAUGGAUGUCCGAGGAUGUCCAGGCAGCACUCGACUGGUUCAGCACAGCUAUCAUGUCGCGCUCAAGCUUUCUUCAAGCUUCAACGCUACUCUCCUCAUUCCUGGCGUUGACAUCCGGCCAGACACCUAUCAGUUCGUCCGACGGCGGUUGGAGCACGACGCUAGCUGGCACGCCCACUGCGUUUCGUCCUGUCUUUACCAUCCCUCCCUCGGCGGAUGAAGGCGUUGAGCAGAUCCCUAACGUUUACGAUCCGCAAGCUGUCAACGCGCAAGAUGUCUGCCCAGGCUACAAGGCGUCCGGUCUCGAACAAGGUGACCGUGGACUGAGUGCAACCUUGACAUUGGCUGGAGCAGCUUGCAAUGCUUAUGGCACCGAUAUUGAAGAGCUAGACCUCAAGGUUGAAUACCAAGCGAAGGGAAGGUUGGCUGUUAGCAUCGUACCCAAGCAUCUUGAUGCCAGCAACCAGUCCCAAUGGAUUGUGCCCGAGAGUCUCAUCCCACGGCCGCAAGCAGAAGCCUCGUCUGAAGGUACAGACCUGAAGUUUGACUGGGGUAACGAACCAUCGUUCUGGUUCAAUGUUGGCCGUCGCUCUACAGGAGAUGUCAUCUUCACCACUCAAGGCACGAAGCUCAUUUAUGAGAACCAGUUUGUCGAGUUCGUCAACAGCCUGCCUGAGGACUACAACCUCUACGGUCUAGGAGAACGUAUCCAUGGCCUCCGCCUGAACAACAACUUCACCGCAACCAUCUAUGCUGCCGAUGUUGGUGACCCAAUCGACCGUAAUCUGUACGGUAGCCAUCCAUUCUACCUAGAAACUCGCUACUUCGAAAAGGGUGGCAAUGGUAGCAAGACGCCUCUGAAGCAGUCCGAGCUCCAACAGCCCAGCAUCGGCUACGAAAACAAACCCGCCGGCUCGCCGUACGAGUCGCGCUCUCAUGGUGUUUACUACCGCAACACGCACGGCAUGGAUGUUGUUAUGAAGCCUGAUCACCUUACGUGGAGAACAUUGGGAGGUGCAAUCGAUCUGUUCUUCUACGAUGGUCCUUCUCAACCGGAGGUGACCAAGGAGUACCAGAAGUCAGCGAUUGGACUGCCUGCUAUGCAACAGUACUGGACAUUCGGUUUCCAUCAAUGCCGAUGGGGAUACCGCAACUGGACGGAGACGAGAGAGAUUGUUGAGACUAUGAGGGCCUUUAACAUCCCUAUGGAAACAAUUUGGCUCGACAUUGACUACAUGGACCAAUACCGAGACUUCACGCUUGAUCCAGUGUCGUUCCCUCCCUCGGGUGUCAAGGACUUCUUUGACUGGCUUCAUGGAAACAACCAGCACUUCGUACCUAUCGUGGAUGCCGCUAUCUACAUUCCGAACCCACAGAAUGCUAGUGAUGCUUAUGAUACUUACGCUCGUGGGAACGAGUCUGGUGUAUUCCUGAAGAACCCUGAUGGUAGUCAAUACAUCGGUGCUGUGUGGCCUGGAUACACCGUCUUCCCAGACUGGCUGUCUUCCAACGGUGUAGCAUGGUGGGUCAAGGAGAUGGUUGAGUGGUACAAGGAAGUGCCAUACAGCGGCUUCUGGGUCGAUAUGACUGAAGUUUCCUCAUUCUGCGUCGGUUCAUGCGGUACCGGUAACGUUACCAUGAACCCUGUUCACCCGCCCUUCUCUCUCCCUGGCGAGGUGGGCAACGUCGUUUUCGACUAUCCAGAAGGCUUCAACAUCACCAACGCAACUGAGGCCGCUUCGGCUUCAGCCGGCGCUUCAAGCCAGGCCGCACCGACAGCGCCUACGGAGGAGGCUGCUACGACUACCAGCUACUUCCGAUCAACGCCUACACCUGGUGUGCGCAACGUCAACUACCCUCCAUACGUCAUCAACCAUGUCCAAUCCGGAGCUGAUCUUGCUGUCCACGCAGUCAGUCCCAACGCAACGCAUCAGAAUGGCGUUGAAGAGUACGAUGUCCACAACCUUUUCGGUCACCAGAUCAUCAAUGCCACCUACCAGGGUCUUCUUCAAGUCUUCCCUGGCAAACGACCUUUCAUUAUUGGACGUUCCACCUUUGCUGGUAGCGGCAAGUGGGCUGGUCACUGGGGUGGUGACAACGCUUCUAAGUGGGCUUACAUGUUCUUCUCAAUUCCUCAGGCUCUAUCAUUCUCGCUGUUCGGUAUUCCCAUGUUCGGUGUCGACACCUGUGGAUUCAACGGAAAUACUGACAUGGAGCUUUGCGCCCGCUGGAUGCAACUCUCUGCUUUCUUCCCCUUCUACCGCAACCACAACGUGCUCUCCGCCAUCCCACAGGAGCCCUACCGCUGGGACGCCGUAGCUUCUGCAUCCAGGACCGCGAUGCACAUCCGAUACUCUCUCCUACCCUAUAUGUACACCCUCUUCAAUGAUGCCCACACCACUGGCUCCACUGUCAUGCGUGCGCUAGCAUGGGAGUUCCCCAAUGAGCCUCAGCUCGCAGGUGUUGACACACAGUUCAUGCUGGGUCCUAACAUCCUGAUCACUCCUGUUCUUGAGCCUCAAGUCGACACCGUCAAUGGAGUAUUCCCUGGUAUUGUUGACGGUGAGAGCUGGUUCGACUGGUACUCCGGCGAGCGCGUUGAGGCUGAAGCUGGCGUCAACACUACCAUCUCUGCCCCUCUUGGUCACAUCCCUGUAUACGUCCGCGGCGGCUCAGUACUACCCAUCCAAGAGCCCGGUUACACCACGACCGAGUCCCGGAAGAACCCAUGGGGUCUCAUCGUUGCGCUUUCCACAGAUGGUACUGCCUCUGGCAACCUCUACGUCGAUGAUGGCGAGUCUCUCGAGCCAGAAUCGUGCCUGGAUGUUACUUUCGCUGCUAUGACUGGACAACUGAAGGUCAAUGUUGAGGGCGAGUUCAAAGACACGAACGCGCUUGCCAAUGUGACCAUUCUAGGUGCUCCGUCUGUUGGUCAGGUCAAGUUGAACGGCGAGACCAUCGAUGCAAGCAAGGUGAACUACAACUCGACUAGCAGCGUCCUGAAGCUAUCAGGCUUGAACGACUUGACUAGUGGAGGAGCUUGGCAGGGAAGCUGGACCCUAAGCUGGGAGUAA
Messenger RNA from Alternaria atra, 3129 nucleotides. RefSeq lists its product as uncharacterized. Gene Ontology annotation, biological process: carbohydrate metabolic process. Bases 1 to 3129 code for a protein of 1042 amino acids. The record is from RefSeq and is a predicted model, not a curated record. NCBI's taxonomy places the organism in Eukaryota, Fungi, Ascomycota, Dothideomycetes, Pleosporales, Pleosporaceae. The transcript is spliced from 3 exons. Gene Ontology annotation, molecular function: carbohydrate binding; hydrolase activity, hydrolyzing O-glycosyl compounds.